This is a messenger RNA of Mesorhabditis spiculigera, 1623 nucleotides long. The record is from the annotation of a GenBank genome assembly. Lineage: Eukaryota; Metazoa; Nematoda; Chromadorea; Rhabditida; Rhabditidae.
AUGCUCCAGAAUUUUGAGAAAGUGAUGGCCUUCUCGCCGUCAUCCGUUAGUGAAGAAUGUGAUGGCGCUAAACGUGAGGAUAAAGUUUGCCGUGUCUGUGGUGACAAGGCCAUCGGAUAUAACUUUGGCAUUGUGGCUUGUGAAUCAUGCAAGUCAUUUUUUCGACGGCAGGGGACGAAGGCAGAGACAUUGAGCUGUCCCUUUAGCGGACACUGCGAAAUCAACACACAAUCACGAAGGUACUGCCAAGCAUGUCGGCUAAGGAAAUGCUUUGAGAUGGGAAUGUCGACGGAAGCUUUGCGCAAAUGCGAACGUGAACCGGGGCCCAGCCACUCAAGGAAACGGCAGAAAGAACAGCCCGGCAAAGAGCCCGAGGAUUCCAACGACAGCCCAGAUGAGGUGACGAUACCCCGCGAGGUCUUCCAGGAGUUGAUCCGAAAAUCAAAAGCUGGAGAGAAAAUUACAGAAUGUAUCUGCCAGUGCAAAUGCGGCUUCUACCCGAAGGGGACCAAGCUGGUAGCACGAGAAACGGAUAAAUUGCCGAGCAACGAACGAUGCCUGGAAUACAAACCCGUGCAGCCAUUUUCGCCGGCGUAUUUCCCGAUGAGCCCGCAGACGGGGCUCGGGAACGGCCACAUGUCGGCGAUUCCCGCUCCGGCCCAAUCUUUGUAUCUGGCUGGCCAGUUGCCACAAGGGAUCGACUUAAGCUGGUACAGCCCGAAACUAAUGGCCGGCAUCGCGAGGAUGCCACCUCCACUUGUCGUCCAGCCAGCGUCAAUGCCCACUCAGUUGGCACCGAGCCCGACGAUUGUGGCGGCACAUGGUAGCUCCCCAAUAAACACAACACCGCUAAACAUUGUGCCAGUAAGAGCGCCAAUUGACACUCCCGAGAGCAUAGCAGCGGUGCUCGAGCCAGAACUUCGAGGAAAGCUAUUGGAGCUAAUCCGCGCGAACGAGUGCCUCAAAGCGCCGCUAGAAAUUGAGAUGGAACGCGAGAUGUCGCUGAUGGAAGUGGUGAACAUCACCAACUUGGCGCUGCGGCGUAUCAUCGUGAUGGCUAAAGAAUUGGGGGCGUUCAAGGCGCUAUCAAACGCCGAUCAGGUUAACUUGAUCAAAGCCGGUGCCGGAGAAUUGUUAAUUCUACGUGGAGUCAUGGUAUUCGAUGCGAGCAAAAAUGUCUGGAAUCAUCCAAAACAGGGCAGUUCCGAUAUGCAGGUGAAGCUUGACAUCUUGCUACGAUCUCCAGUCGCACAACAGCACUACGAGGAACAUAAACGGUUCUUGAACUCUUUCGGAGAAAGAAUACGACAGAACGAGACUGUUAUGUUAUGCCUAGCUGCGGUCGUGCUCUUCUCUCCGGAUCGCCCCUUCCUGCGUGAUCCUCAAAUCAUCUCGGCUAGUAGGCAGCAGUACACGCAGCUUUUGAGGAAGGUCCUCGAUAUCGCAUUCCCGGUUCCUGGUGAAUCACAAACGGCCUUUGAAAGCCUGCUACAACGGGUGCACGAUCUUCGCAAAAUCAGCGAGGGGCUGCUAGGUGUUUACUGUCGGCUAGACCCGAACCAGCUAGAUCCUCUCCUGCUCGAAUUGUUUGAUCUGAAACAACUGCCACGCGGUCCAGACAUU